CUCAGAGAAAGCCAACGAAUGCGUCUGCAUGUCUGAGUAAGUCAGUGAAUCGAUUCUUCCUCCAGUGGACCGAGCCAGACAGCAGCAUGUACCCAAUUGAAGAGUGCCUCUCCUGGGCUCCAGUGGUGCUCAGAGCCAGUUGAUUCCACAAGGGAACCACAGACACUGGCAGGAGGACUGGAGGAGGUGAAGGAAAUGGGAGAAGGGACGCCGGUUAACUGAUUAAAGCCCUCUCUGUUUCUCUCUCUCUUUCAUUCCCUCUGAGUGAGGAGAGACAACUCUAUGCACUGCAUGCUGUAAUCACAUUGCUUGUGUGUAAUUUGCUCCUCUCAAUUACUUGUCCUUCCUCCUUAUUUUUGUCUUAUUUAUUUAUUUUUUUAGACUGCUGCAGUCUGGAGAAAAGGCAGAGCACGAUUUAAAAGGACUUGUGGGUCUCUUGUGCUGCCUCAUCUUUCUCCCUCUCUCCUUCUUUCUCUGUCUUUUUUUAAAUGUAAGUGGAAGGUGGGAUUGGGGGGAGUGGGGAUAAACCGUUGUGGCCAGCUGGAGAGAUGGGCAAGUCCAACAGCAAGCUAAAGCCUGAGGUAGUGGAAGAGCUGUGCAGAAAGACCUACUUUACAGAGAAAGAAGUUCAGCAGUGGUAUAAGGGUUUUAUCAAAGACUGCCCCAGUGGUCAGUUGGACGCAGUUGGCUUUCAGAAGAUCUACAAGCAAUUCUUCCCCUUCGGUGAUCCCACCAAAUUUGCCACUUUUGUCUUCAACGUCUUUGAUGAAAACAAGGAUGGACGCAUUGAGUUCUCCGAAUUUAUUCAAGCUCUGUCUGUCACAUCCAGAGGGACACUAGAUGAAAAACUCAGAUGGGCCUUUAAACUUUACGAUCUUGAUAAUGAUGGCUUCAUAACCCGAGAUGAGAUGCUGAACAUUGUGGAUGCCAUCUACCAGAUGGUGGGGAACACAGUGGAGUUACCGGAGGAGGAAAACACACCAGAAAAGCGAGUCGACCGCAUCUUUGCUAUGAUGGAUAAGAAUGCAGAUGGGAUGUUGACUCUGCAGGAGUUUCAGGAGGGCUCCAAGGCAGACCCCUCUAUUGUACAGGCACUCUCCCUUUAUGACGGUCUGGUAUAAGCCCAUCAUAAAGUGCCAUUCAGUAAUCAAUACAGCCCAUUUAUGUCAUCCUGCUGGCACAGUGAGAGGAAAGCUGACCUGUCACCAAUCUCUUGGACCUGCCAACAUGAAGGUGCAUUGUGGGUGCUGCUCUCAAGUAGGGAUCAGCUGUCAAUCACUCAUCUCCAUUGUCACUGGAAAAUCCGCUCAAGACAACAUAAAUCCAUGCAGAACUCAUUUGGGAUGAGUGAUGAACAGUAAAAGAACCUUUUUGUGAAGAAGAGACACUCAUGCAGACAGUGACUUUGAGGGCAUUGACAUCAGUGUUAUUAAAUGUAUAACUCAUAUAUUCUAAACACCAUUGAAAGAGUUCCUUAUAGCUGUGGACAUUGUCCUAGGAUGGACCUAGCUGGAUUUUGGUCUAUCCUUCAUUACAUGAUGAACAGAGUUGCAGUUGCAUCAUUCCACAGAGCUUCAGCAAGCACUGGCAUUGAACAACAUGCAUUUAGUUGUAUUUAUUCAUAUAACCUUUCUUGUAAAUUAGCAAUCUUCAACAAUAAACAAAAACUUAUAAAUCUCCUUAUAAAUCUCAUGCUUAUUCUUGAGACUUGACCGUUAACGUCUGACAGCCAUGAUAUAUUAUACUGAGACUGUAACUACUCACAUGCCACUGCUUUGCUUGACCUGUAGGCAGUCUCACAGUACACCUUGUGAUGAAGAAUGCAAAUAUUCUACAGUUUUGCAUAUUACUGUCAUGUCAUCUAGACAAUGUAGGCGUAUAUGUGACGCAGUGUGUUGCACCUCUGACUUGUUUGAAAGAAUGAGAUUAAUUUUGUAGCAAUAGCAUACAGUAUACAGCAUUCAUCAGCACUGCAGAUGUCAACAGUGUUGGAAGUUCUGCACAGUGUUGGUGUAUUUAGAUUACUGAUAAUGUUAAAAUUGCGCUGCUUUGAAAUCAACCCCCUUUUUUAAGCCCAACAUACAAGAUGUUAAUGGGAUCUAUUUAAAUAA
Molecule: messenger RNA, 2111 nt
Organism: Carassius carassius (crucian carp)
Lineage: Eukaryota; Metazoa; Chordata; Actinopteri; Cypriniformes; Cyprinidae
Gene: ncs1a
Product: neuronal calcium sensor 1a
Exons: 8
Coding region: 549-1121 (190 amino acids)
Molecular function (GO): calcium sensitive guanylate cyclase activator activity; calcium ion binding
Source: RefSeq, a predicted model, not a curated record